Cucurbitaria berberidis CBS 394.84 is the source of this 906-nucleotide messenger RNA. Its product is annotated as acyl-CoA N-acyltransferase. Bases 157 to 825 code for a protein of 222 amino acids. Gene Ontology annotation, molecular function: acyltransferase activity, transferring groups other than amino-acyl groups. NCBI's taxonomy places the organism in Eukaryota, Fungi, Ascomycota, Dothideomycetes, Pleosporales, Cucurbitariaceae. The transcript is spliced from 3 exons. The record is from RefSeq and is a predicted model, not a curated record.
GCGCAGAACUACAUAUAUUCAUUAGCUUUCCAGUCGUACUGACUUUAAGUUGCACAAGAUGAGAUAAACACGCGUGAAUCUUCGAAUCAUACCGAAUUGGCGUCUUGACUUCAGCCCUACGUACCGCCCACCGCCCACCAACCGCCUAUCUCAACCAUGGCAUCACCUUUUGUGCGACCAUACGAUGCCUCCCUCGACUACACCAACGGCCUAAACGUCUUCCUCACGACCAUCGACCCAAGCCUAAACUGGGAACCCGCCCGCACCAUCGGCUCCCACCUCUGGUACAAGCCCUACACCACUCUAACACCAGGCACCUGCUUCGUACUAGACGACGGCAGCGGGCGCGUAGUAGGCUACUGCAUCGGCGCGGCAAACACGGCCUCCUUCGCGCAACGCUGGCGCAACGACUUCACUCCCAUGGUAGACAGUAACCUCAUUCCCAGACCCGGUGUGCGAACGGGCGACGCGCUGAUGGAAAGAGAGGACAUCAAGGGGUUCAGAAGCGCCGUGUAUGGCGCCGAGUGUAGCAUGUUGCUGCCGUGGCCGGCAGUGCUGGCGGAGUAUCCUGCGCACAUGCAUAUUGAUAUUUUGCCCGAGUUUCAGCGGAGAGGGCUUGGGACGCUGCUGAUGAAUGCCUUUCUGCAGGCGGUUAGGGGCAUGGGGGCGAGGGGCGUGCAUUUGGAUAUGGUGCGGACGAAUACGGCGGGGCGGGCGUUUUAUACUAAGAUUGGGUUUGAGAUUUGUGCGCAGGUGAUGGAUGGUGGUGCGAGUGGGGAUCCUGGAGUGGAUGGCAUUGUAAUGACUUUGGUCAAGGCUCUCUGAAGUGGGUAAAAUGAAUGGGUAGACGCUGGCCUUUGCCACUAGACUAUCGAUGGGUUGGAAGGGGAACGAUUGUGUGCUAUG